AUGCGUGGUCGUUCGAUAUCCCUUUUGCUCAUAGCCACAUUGGCGAGCUCUGUGUUUGCCAGGGCCCAUGAUGCCCCUGUGUAUACAGUUUCAGUUGAAAAUACAGUCUCCGUUGAAAUAUCUCCAACAGGAAACGUGUCCGUGACGGUGUCCCGUCUGGGCAAUCGUGAUGCGCCCAACAACGCCGACUACCGCUGUGGUCCGAAGCUCGGCAAAUGCCCUGUGGGUACAUGCUGCUCUGGUGCUGGGUUCUGUGGCACAUCCAAGGCGCAUUGUCGCUCUCCGGACUGCAAGAUCGACUACGGCAGAUGUGAUGCCCACAAAACACCUUUAGGACCACCGACCAAGGAUAUUCCCCGUCCACACCUUGGUGAAGUCCCGUAUGGCCCUCGUGAGAUUCGUUCCUGCGCUGUCCCUGGAACUGUUGCAUUGACAUUCGACGAUGGCCCAACCCGCUACACUGGCGACCUGCUUGAUCUGCUCGACAAGUACGAUGCAAAGGCCACUUUCUUCAUUACUGGUAUCAACAAUGGAAAGGGUGCCAUCGAUGACCUCAGUCUGCCCUGGGCUUCCCUCAUCGAACGGAUGGACUCAAGCGGCCACCAAAUCGCCAGUCACACAUGGUCACAUGAAGACCUCAGCUUGAUUACCCCCUCGCAACGUGCUGAACAAAUUGGAAAGAACGAAGCGGCUCUGCGCAAUAUCCUCGGAUACUUCCCUACUUACAUGCGGCCACCUUAUUCCAGCUGUAGCCCUGACUCACAAUGCGGGAAAGAGCUGGGAAAGCUGGGGUAUCACAUCAUUCUCUACGAUAUCGACACAGGCGACUACAAGUACGAUAGCCCGGACCUGAUCCAGCGGUCGAAGGACAACUUUGAUCGACAGCUCUUUGGUAGCGAUCCGCGCACCAAAUCAUGGCUCGUCAUUGCUCAUGAUGCCCAUGAGCAGACUGUCCACAACCUCACUGAGCACAUGCUCAAGGCAAUCCAUGAUCAGGGCUAUCGAACAACUACUGUCGGUGACUGCCUCCGGGAUCCCAGGGCACUAUGGUACCGCAAGGACACCCGAAUGCCUUCUCACAAAAAGAAGCCGAAGAAGCAUUCCUCGGCAGAUCCUAAGAAGCCAAUCUCUUGGGACGGUUCUUGUGGUAAGAACUAUACCUGCCUUGGCUCCAGAUUUGGGUUCUGUUGUGACAGCACCAACUCUUGCGGCAACACCACACGUCAUUGUGGACAUGGCUGUCAAAAGGAUGCCGGUUACUGCUCCAUGGAGGCUCCUUUCAAUGGGGAUGCGUGGAAUCCCAAAGUGGGGCCCAAGAAGGGUCACAAGUCAGAUGCGGAUCCUGGGUACCGGAAUAUUGGUACUGCAGCUGCCACGUCGUUGUUGCUUGCUUUACUUGUUGCUAUGUUGCUGUAUGGAUGA
Molecule: messenger RNA, 1422 nt
Organism: Penicillium bovifimosum
Lineage: Eukaryota; Fungi; Ascomycota; Eurotiomycetes; Eurotiales; Aspergillaceae
Product: chitin deacetylase CDA6
Exons: 2
Coding region: 1-1422 (473 amino acids)
Biological process (GO): carbohydrate metabolic process
Molecular function (GO): chitin binding; hydrolase activity, acting on carbon-nitrogen (but not peptide) bonds
Source: RefSeq, a predicted model, not a curated record